AUGACAAUGAAAGAGGAAAUACAAAGUGAAUUAAAUAAAGCGAGAGAUGAUUAUAGAAAGGUGGAGAAGAGGUUAAAAAGACUAGACGAUUUAAAAAGAAAGAAAGUGAAGGAAGAUUAUGAAGGAGAGAUGGAAGAAUUAAGAGGAGAAAAAAAAGGAUUGAUGGCAAAGAAGAAGAACCAUUCUUUUGAAAUCAAUGGCACUUCUGAUAUCAAAUUUACUGGUAUCAAAUCUGCUAGUAAAUUUGCUAGAUUUUUUAGGAAAGGCAACUGUAAAAAAAGGGUGGUUCUCUUUGUUGAUGAAUAUGAUGUAUUGUAUGAAGCAGAUGAUGAUGUUAAAGCCUCAUUCCUUAGGGCCAUCCAUGACAUUAAAAAUGCAAAAGAUAAUUAUUCUCUCUGGUCUUUUGUGGCUAUUGGUCCCUUAAAUAUUUUACAUUUGAGUUCAAAUAAGACUAUGUCAUUAUUCAAUGUGAAAGAUCCAUUUCAAAAUCCAAAUUUCAUAAAGGAGCAAGUGCAACAUGCUAGACUUGUAUACCUUUAUGGAAAAGCUAUUUAUGCAGAUUUAAUAAGGAAGCUUGAUGAAAGAAGAAGGCUUGACUUUUUAAUCUGGUUAAAUUUUACCAUUAGUUUGUUGCAAAAAUCAGUAUUUGAUUAUGCUACCUUUAGAAAAAUGAUUAUUGACAAUGAAGAAAGAAAUUUAGCAGAAUUCUUAACAGCUGAGGGUGUGUUAAUUAGGGAUGAAGAGAUCAGAGAUAGAUUUAAAAUGUCAUCUGUUCUUACAAUUGUUUUGAAACUUCUAGCUACUGCAACUAAACACAACUCAAUGAACACUUUGUACAAGUACUUGAAUAUAGGAAUAAGCUAUCUAGAAGAUAUUUGGAUAGUACAUUUCACAUGUGAGGAUAAUUCAACCCAAAAUUCCUAUUAUCCAUCUAAUGAAGAAUUGAGUAAACUUAAUAUUGUACACUUCUUGCAUGAUGAAGAGUUUAAAA
Molecule: messenger RNA, 991 nt
Organism: Funneliformis caledonium
Lineage: Eukaryota; Fungi; Glomeromycota; Glomeromycetes; Glomerales; Glomeraceae
Source: the annotation of a GenBank genome assembly